AUGGAUGCAAAUAUCCCUGAUGAUUUGCCAAACCUUGGUGAUCCAAUAGAGGUUGUUGCACCAGUUGAUGAGGAUGAGAGGGAGUACCCUGAAUUAUGGGGACAUGUUGAUAAUGUGGAAUCUGAGAGAGAUGUUGUCAUAUCAGCACAAUUUGAACCCAUUGGUGAAGAAGAGAAUCAGGAGAAUAUUGAGAUGGGGGUGGAUGAGAAUGAAGAGGUUCGGGAUAGAUUGAGAAUUGAGUAUGAUGGAGAUAAUCCUUCUCUCACAGAAGAUGUCCCAUUCGAAUCAAUGAUGGAUUGCAGGAAUGCACUUGCCACUUAUUGCAUAGUAAAUGAAUGUGAUUUUGUGAUUGAUAAGAGUGAGCCCACUAGAUUGACUGUUCAUUGUCCAGACAGGAGGUGCCAGUGGCAGAUGCAUGCUUCCUAUAUGCGGAAUAGCACAAUUGUUCAAGUCAAAGUGAACCCAUAUCCUCAUACGUGUGUAAGAUCAGGAGAUGCACAAAAGGCAGCUAAAAGCAGAUGGUGUGCCGAUGCAAUGUUGGAAUGGCUGAGACAGAACCCAAGCAUUGGUCCAUCUGAACUGAUAAAGAGGCUCCAUGAGAAGUAUAAUGUGAGGGUGCCUUAUAUGAGAGUGUUUUAUGGCAAGGAAAUGGCCCUCGACAAGAUUUAUGGUCCGUGGAAGGAUAGUUUCAACCUAUUGUACACAUACAAAGCUGAAGUGGAGAAGGCAUCUCUAGGAAGUGUUGUAGAGAUUGACCACCAAACAGUGUCAUAUAGAGUGAAAGUUGCUUAUGGUGUGCUAGAGACUGAAUCAACCGAGAGCUGGACAUGGUGGCUUCAGAAUUUGAAACAGGUUGUGGGCUUUCCGGAAGGAUUGGUUAUCCAUAUAUAUGCUUGCAAGGGAUUAGAAAUUGCAGUAGACUUGGUGUUCCCUGGAGUGGAACAUAGGGAGUGCAUGCGCCAUCUUGCUGCAAACUUUGGCAAAAGAUUCAAGGGAAAGUUGUUUGACGAUAAUUUAUGGCCGGCAUCAUUGACAUAUAGUCUCAAGAAACAUAAAUACCAUGUGAGCCAAAUGUACAGGAAGCCAAAAGUGAAGCCCUACAUGGAUGAGAAACACACAAAGAUAUGGAUGAGAAGCAAGUUCAAUGAAUUAUGUAAGGUAGAUUAUGUGAACAACACCUUGGCGGAGUCUUUUAAUGCAUGGGUUAGGAAAAUCAAGGACCUUCAUGUGGUGGAUUUGUUGGAUAUAAUUAGAGUGAUGAUUAUGGCCAAGUUUGAGUUGCGCCAAAGAAUUGCAAGGAAAAGAUUUGCAGGUCACAAGAUAAUUCCAGUGGUGAUGACAAGGUUGCAUGAUAAAACAAGAGGUUUGAAAAUGUCACUCGUUUGGCGCAACCCCUAUGAGGCUGAAGUGACUGCAUUGGACAGGGAGAAGAGGGAAUGGAAAUACGUGAUCAGCGACCAUUGUAAGAAGAUCGAUAAGCUGCAGGGUUCUGUGAGAAAUGCUAAGGAAAAGAUGCAGUGGGCGGCAAACUACCUGCAUGAUGUCACUAAGGAGAGCAAGAUAGCUGAUGAAUUUGCAUGUGCCAUGGAUACUUUUUGCGACAUUCUUCAAGAAGCAUCUGAGUUUUGCGAUGAUGAACUGAAUUAG
Panicum virgatum (switchgrass) is the source of this 1647-nucleotide messenger RNA. RefSeq lists its product as uncharacterized. The transcript has 3 exons. Bases 1 to 1647 code for a protein of 548 amino acids. NCBI's taxonomy places the organism in Eukaryota, Viridiplantae, Streptophyta, Magnoliopsida, Poales, Poaceae. The record is from RefSeq and is a predicted model, not a curated record.